AUGCGCAGAGGGAUAACGACCCACCUAUCGCUGCACUCCGGGCCCUCUGAUCUUUUGGGGUCGUUUCUCUUGCGCGUCCCGUCCGCGCUCUUGCAGCCCUUUGGCCAGCGGCUGGUGUACAGAUCCCCGAAGACUUUCCCUCCAUCUUUUCAUACCUGGAUGGGGUGGGGGUUGAAGCUUGUUGGUGUGUGGGAUAGCGAGAACGUGUGGGAAGGGCUUACCGCGUUGCUAUCAUACUGUGGCUCUCUCAACAAGCCUUCGGAGCUCAGAAGCGUUGAGGGGGUUGUGGACCAGCGUGUCGGUCGUUUGCCUGUGAUGGGGUAUAACAGUAAGGUCGACUACCAUUGUUGUGACAUCAACGAGGGCAUCAUUCUCGAAACUGCACAUCUCAUGAAGUCUCUCGGUCUGGCAGACAUUGGGUACAACUACAUCAAUAUCGAUGGCUGUUAUUCCGAGAAAAACCGGAGUGAAUCAGGGGACAUCGUUGCUGAUCAUGUCCGCUUUCCGUCUGGAAUGCAUAACUUAACGACUCAGAUCCAUAACCUAGGAUUAAAGACCGGAAUUUAUAGCGACUCGGGUUGGUUCACCUGUCAACUGUACCCCGGCUCGUUCCAAAACGAAGAAAGAGAUGCCAAGUUGUUCCAAGACUGGGGAUUCGAUCUCCUGAAAUACGACAAUUGUGCCAUUCCUUUCGAUGAAAUUCUCAAGGAAGGCAUCGUUGGAAAGUACAAACGUAUGGCUGAUGCAAUUGCUGAUCUCACCAAAACGUCCGGGAGAGCACCAUUCGUCUUCUCUCUGUGUGAAUGGGGAGAGGAACAACCGUGGUUAUGGGCUAGACGUUACGGUCAGAGCUGGAGGACAACAGGGGACAUUGAACCCAACUGGCGCUCUGUUAUGAGUAUUUUGAACCAGAAUUCAUUUAUUACAUGGGCUUCGGACUUUUAUGGGCACAAUGAUUUGGAUAUACUGGAAGUUGGAAAUGGUGAUUUGACUUAUGAUGAAGCCAAAUCGCAUUUUACGGCUUGGGCCCUGUUGAAAUCGCCUUUGCUCAUCAGCACUGACCUGCCGACUGUGACUGACGAAACUCUCGAAAUACUAUCCAACAGAGAACUCAUUGCAAUCAACCAGGAUCAAGUUAUUGGCACAAGCAUCAGCCCAUUCCGGUGGGGCGUGAACCCCGAUUGGACGAGCAACUCUACUCAUCCCGCACAAUAUUGGAGCGGGGAGAGUGAGAACGGGACAGUUAUUAUGCUGCUCAACACCUUGGAUGAGCCAGCUGAUAUGUUCUUCAAUCUGACCGAAUCACCGUGGAUAAGGGCCGGCCGGCAAUACUCAGUGCGCGAUCUGUGGACACACACAGAUAAUGGGACGGCUGCCCGGAACUUUACUGCUCAUGAGGUGCCCCCACACGGUGUCGUUGCAUUGCUCCUGCAAGAUGCAGGCGACGAACCGAUUGGCAUAUAUCCACCUUGUGCCCGGACGUGGUGGUGUAUGAGCGAAAACGGAACGAAGUACUACGAUGAAUGA
Messenger RNA from Fibroporia radiculosa, 1527 nucleotides. RefSeq lists its product as uncharacterized. Gene Ontology annotation, molecular function: hydrolase activity, hydrolyzing O-glycosyl compounds. The transcript is spliced from 22 exons. The record is from RefSeq and is a predicted model, not a curated record. Lineage: Eukaryota; Fungi; Basidiomycota; Agaricomycetes; Polyporales; Fibroporiaceae. Gene Ontology annotation, biological process: carbohydrate metabolic process. Bases 1 to 1527 code for a protein of 508 amino acids.